UCUAAUUGUAAACCCCGGCCAUCAAGUAUUAAUUGUAUGGAGUCUCCAAAGUGGCCAGAGAGUUUACCUAGCAACCGAAAGAAAGCUAUUCACGAACUCGUCCAAGGCCAAGAAUGGACCGAGAAGCUUCGUGAGGUCCUUGGGUGGUCGGACACUAGCAAUAAUCCUGACCCCAAAUCAAUCGACGGGCUACUUGUUCAGAUCUUGGGGAUGUUUGAGAGUACACUCUCAAUCAUGGGCUGCAACGAACAACCUCCCCUUCCAUCAACCGGAUUGCACGCUUUCCAUAGUCCGAAAUCAGAAAAAUUCGACGAGAGUCAUCAUGGGACUACUGUAAUACCGGUGAAAACAAAAAGAGGCUGUUAUAAAAGAAGAAAAAACGUAUUGACAUCCACAGAGAUAACUUCUAUUUUGAUUGAUGAUGGGCAUGCUUGGAGAAAAUAUGGUCAAAAGGAGAUUCUCAAUUCAAGAUACGAAAGGAGCUAUUAUAGAUGUACCUACAAAUACGAACAAGGAUGUCUUGCGACGAAACAAGUUCAAAAGAUUGAAGAUAAGCCAACAAAUUAUAAGAUAACUUACUUCGGACACCAUACUUGCACAAACUUACAACGAGCCCCUCCAAUCAUUUUGGAUAUGCCAGAUCCUAGGGAUACCUCGAUCCUUGUUAGCUUUGGAGCUAAGGGGCUCAUUGAGAAGAAACAAGUUGAUCCUUACUUCCCAACCAUGAAAAAUCAUGAACAAAGCAUGGAUACUCCCAUGUCUUCCAACACCAUUCAAUCGUGGGAUCACUUUACACAUGUUUCACAAAUUCCGGUGGAAUCAGUAUCUAUGAUUUCAUCAAGUUUUGAUGAUCAUGUGGACAUGAUAUCACCCGGGGUAUAUCCGGGGUUGGAUCAUGGGGACCCGACACUACUCUUAGAGUCAUAUUUACCAAUCACUAGAACAACUCAAGGUUAUCAUGAGAUGGAGCAUAUGAUCAUGGGAAUGAAUGCUUUCAAUGAAUUGCCUUAUUGAUAGAUUACAUUGUUCUUAUCAAACAUAUACUCAAGCUAUAGAUGGGCAUUCAUGUAUGUAAUCGAGCUCUUAUUUUACGGAUACAAAUCUGAAUUUGGGUAUUAGUCGAGCCUAGCUUACACUAUCCUUGAUAUAUCGAAUGAAAUCGAUAUCUACUUUUUAAUAGAUUGUUAAUAUAUGAAAUAAAAAAAGGUGUGGAUCUAUCAUAGUUGGUCCUGUUGCCUUAUUAAUCAGAGUAUAGCGUAUGUACUAUAUCAGUCUAUACGGACAAGUACUUGGACA
Messenger RNA from Erigeron canadensis, 1296 nucleotides. RefSeq names its product probable WRKY transcription factor 70. The transcript has 3 exons. Bases 37 to 1014 code for a protein of 325 amino acids. Gene Ontology annotation, molecular function: DNA-binding transcription factor activity; sequence-specific DNA binding. Gene Ontology annotation, biological process: regulation of DNA-templated transcription. The record is from RefSeq and is a predicted model, not a curated record. NCBI's taxonomy places the organism in Eukaryota, Viridiplantae, Streptophyta, Magnoliopsida, Asterales, Asteraceae.